This is a messenger RNA of Nothobranchius furzeri (turquoise killifish), 2863 nucleotides long. RefSeq names its product UDP-glucuronate decarboxylase 1 (gene uxs1). The record is from RefSeq and is a predicted model, not a curated record. Gene Ontology annotation, cellular component: cytoplasm. Gene Ontology annotation, biological process: D-xylose metabolic process. NCBI's taxonomy places the organism in Eukaryota, Metazoa, Chordata, Actinopteri, Cyprinodontiformes, Nothobranchiidae. Gene Ontology annotation, molecular function: UDP-glucuronate decarboxylase activity; NAD+ binding.
UAAUUGAGCACAUUAAUUCAAGUUACAAAAUAUGUUUUACGCCACUGUCCUACUCAUUUAAAACUAAACACAUGCCCAGCACCAUUUUGCAGGAAAUCCACAGGGAAAACAUAAAUAUUGAAAGUAAACACAGGCAGUCAGUUUCACACAUCGACAUAAAUAUAGGUUUCACAUUGUAAACGGAAUUAGCUGUGAUGGCAAACUGGAGAGAUGCAGGGUUCCUGGAGUUUUUGCCCUUAAAGAGUUUUUGUGUUUUUUCCCUGGUGAUAGGGGACAGUACACACCUAAAUCAUUGUAAGCAUGCAGUAUUUUGUGUUCGAGUAAGAUCUUACCAACAAAUUGUCAUAAGGGUCAAAAAUCCCUGGGAGCGCAAUUUUUGAACAAGUAAUUUGUCAGAUCGUUCAACCUCCAGCAAAAUAACAAACACAUAUAAUGAUCUUUCAUUACUGGCAACGAGCGAAGAGGCAAAUGUGUAAAACGACAUUUAUGAAUGGUGAAAGUUUUGUAACAGUUUGUUGCAAAACCAGUAAAUGCUUUUUGUCCUCAUGGACUACCGUAGAAUGAAAAAUGGCAUCUAAUAUGGCAUCGCCCAGAGACUUAGACCCGCUCCCAUGUAUUUUAGACCCAAUUUUUAUGGUUGUAUGUUAAGAAGCCGCCAAUAUUUUCAACAACUAGGCAUCAUUUAAUUCAUUUUUAACAACACUUCAAUGGAUAUUUCCAGAGAUUAAAGGUGAAAACGGCACAUUGUCACUUUAAGAGCUGAAGCUCAGGUCACCAGACUGUUCACAGGGGUUGUGAAUGAGCGCCACCUUUUGGAGCGGCUCCUGGAAAAGGAGCAAUGCUACAUAUAAUGCUACAUUACCACCACAGGCUGAACACUUAUGAAUGACCAAAGAUUUCCUGAUUUGCAGCAAAGUGGCAUCGUUGUUUAAUAGACGAGGCUGGAGUUGUGGACGAGCUGUUUCUUCUUCCAUCUAAAGGUUUCAUUAGCAAGAUAUCAGAUAGUUUGCUCAACCUUUUGGAAAAACAUUCAAGUUUACAAAACUCCAAUUAAAACUUAAUUUGUACAUAUCAAAAAUGUUACCUUGUACCAUUUAGUCCAAGAAGAAAAACCUAACCUGUUUUUUUUCCAUCGCCCUUUUAGAAAGAAGAAAGCUCUGUGACAUUUGCACAGAUGUAGCUUUAAGCUGUAAUAACAUUCUUUGUGUUGCUGUCAUUCGAUUUUUUUUUCAAGGAAACAGGAGUUAGAUGAAUGUCACCUGCUGUCAUCUAAAGUUUCUUUGUUCUUUAUUUAAGAAAUCAACCCUUAUUGCUCAGUCCUUCAGAUUCACAAGCUUAAACUAAUCACUGGAGGGGCUGGCUUUGUGGGCUCCCAUCUGACUGACAAGCUGAUGAUGGACGGCCACGAAGUGACGGUGGUCGACAACUUCUUCACUGGGAGGAAACGAAACGUGGAGCACUGGAUCGGCCACGAGAAUUUUGAACUCAUUAACCAUGAUGUGGUGGAGCCUCUUUACAUAGAAGUGGAUCAGAUCUAUCACCUGGCUUCUCCAGCAUCUCCUCCAAACUACAUGUACAAUCCCAUCAAAACACUCAAGACCAACACCAUCGGCACUCUCAACAUGCUGGGACUUGCCAAACGUGUGGGUGCCAGACUUCUUCUGGCCUCAACUUCUGAGGUUUAUGGAGACCCUGAGGUACACCCCCAAAACGAGGAGUACUGGGGACACGUGAACCCGAUCGGUCCUCGAGCGUGCUACGAUGAAGGGAAACGUGUGGCGGAGACGAUGUGCUAUGCCUACAUGAAACAGGAAGGAGUGGAGGUGAGAGUGGCGAGGAUCUUCAACACGUUUGGCUCCAGGAUGCACAUGAACGACGGACGCGUCGUCAGUAAUUUCAUCCUCCAGGCUCUUCAAGGAGAACCUCUCACAGUAUAUGGUACUGGUUCCCAGACUAGAGCUUUCCAGUAUGUAAGUGAUUUAGUGAACGGCCUUGUGUUGUUGAUGAACAGCAACAUCAGCAGUCCGGUCAAUCUGGGAAACCCAGAGGAACACACCAUACUGGAGUUUGCUCGCCUCAUCAAAAGUUUAGUCGUGAGUCAAAGCCAGAUCCAGUUCCUGUCGGAAGCCCAGGACGAUCCCCAGAGGAGAAGACCCGACAUCCGAAAAGCCAGGAUGAUGCUGGGCUGGGAACCGGUGGUGCCGCUGGAGGAAGGCUUAAACAAAACCAUCCAGUACUUCAGCAGAGAGCUGGAGCACCAGGCCAACAACCAGUACAUCCCCAAACCCAAAGCCGCGCGCAUGAAGAAAGGCCGACCCAGACACAACUGAGUCCUGCCUCUCUGCUGCACCCCUCCCUCCAAAAACCAAGACACUCCAUGAAGAGCACCUCUUCGGAGCGUCCUGCUGAACGAUGCACUUUUGGGGAACUUUUUUGAUCUGCUAAACAAAGACAGAGGCGGACACGUCUGCGCUGCCUUGUGUUGUGGCGUGGCCUAUCUAACUGGAGAAUGGACGAGCCUGAAUCAAAGAGGCAGCUAAUCCCAGUGAAAUCCUGCCUAUGGUUUUAUUUGAUUUUCCUGUGCUUUUAUUAUUUAAUGCAUCGACACAGAGUCAUCUCAGACCUGCGUCUGUUUGACCUGUUCUACGGCGUUUGGUGUGUGGAGCUGAGCUGCCUCGGUUUUGUUUUUCCGCUGGAUGUCGUGUCGCUCCAUCAGUGGCUUCCUGCAGCGCACAGCAGGUUUUAGAAGGACUGUUACAACAUAAUUAUUCAUUUUAAAGACACGGUGUUUGUGAAAUGUCAACGUGGGGCUGUUAUAUUGAUGUGAAAAUGAUAUUUUAUUAAAAUAUUUCCAAUUAUUCAA